AUGUUAGAAAAGUUAAAAGUGAAAGAGAAGCAAGUGGAUGAAGGAAAAGCUGCUGCUGAAUCUGCAAGAGAAGAAAUCAAAAACCAGUGUGAGGCAGAGAAAAAGAAAGUUAGAAGAAGAGCAAAGGAAUUGAUAGAAAGAAUAAAGAGAGAAGAGAAGAUGCUGAUAGAUGACUUGGAUGAACGUGCUAUGAGUGGAUUAAAAGAAGCAGCAAUAAACAUCGAUCAGAUAGAGUUUCACCAUGGCAACAUAGUCAGUACACAUCAUUACCUCCAAACACUGAUGCAUCAUGGGAAUGCUGUUCAUCUGCUGUCUACCAGGACUGAAACUAAUAAGCAAAUUAUGCAAAUCGUUGCCAUGGAAACAAAACCACCAAUCAGUCAUGAGACCAAUGAGUUCCAGUCCAGAAGUGACCUUGGUGCAGAAUCAUUACUAGGAGUGGUCAAAUCUGAUGCCUGUCCAUUCAAAUGUACAGUUGAAAACAUCCCAGAACAACUCCAGAAAGGUGAAUCUGUCAACUUGAUCAUCACAACCAGAGACGUCAGAGGAAAACAGACCAUUCCCUGUCAAGAUGUCCAGGUGAAGAUAAGGAGACCUGAUGCAUCAUGGGAAAAUAUUGAUGUUACAGAAAAUAGCAAUGGGACACAUCAUGUGAUGAUAACAGGAAAGAUAGAAGGAAAACAGCAAGUUGCCAUGACGAUUGGUAACCAACAAAUACCAGGAUCCCCAUUCCAUAUUUCUGUUAUAAAAGGUUUGGUACAGACAGUGGGAGAAAAACAGCUCAAGUCUCCACAUGGACUCGCCAUAAAUAAACAUGGUGACUUUGUAAUAUCUGAUAGGGGUAACCAUAGAGUUGUCAUACAUGACAGAGACGGAAAUUACAAACAAUCAUUUAAAUUUACUGAUCAGUUUGCAGAGCCAUUCACACCAUGUGAUGUAGCAAUAUCAGAUGAUAAUGAAUACUUUAUGACAGAUGACAAUAACAAACAAAUAGUUGUGAGUGAUGAAAACGGGAAGUUGAUUAGAAAGUUUGGAAGCUCUGAAACUGAUGAUCCAUUUGGAAUUGCAAUCAAUCCUGUUACUAACAAUGUGUAUGUGAGUGAGUGCAGUAAAGGGUACAUUAGGAAAUAUACACAGGGAGGGAGAUACAUCAUCUCACUUGGAAUACAGGGAGAUAAACAGGGAGAGUUAAAUGGACCUUGUAUAUUAGCUAUUAACAGUAAAGGGAUGGUGUAUGUGGCUGAUUUUAACAAUCAUCGUAUUCAGGUAUUUAAUUCUGAUGACCAGUUUAUGUUUGAAUUCUCUACCACUGGUGACAGCAAUACACUUGACUAUCCUAGGGGAGUAGCUAUAGAUAAUAAUAAUAAUGUAUAUGUGAGUAGUCAACAUAAAGUCACUAAGCAUGACAGCUAUGGUCAGUUUAUUUGUAGAAUUGAUUGUGAUAACGAUGAACUGAGUUAUCCCUGUGGUGUAGCUGUGUGUAGUGAGGGUAAAAUAGCUGUAGCAGAUAGGGACAAUAACUGCAUCAAAGUGUUUGUUGAGUGA
This is a messenger RNA of Saccoglossus kowalevskii, 1545 nucleotides long. Its product is annotated as E3 ubiquitin-protein ligase TRIM71-like. The record is from RefSeq and is a predicted model, not a curated record. NCBI's taxonomy places the organism in Eukaryota, Metazoa, Hemichordata, Enteropneusta, Harrimaniidae.